GCUACAUACAUCUAUUUGUUGUGAAAAUAUUCUACCCAAUUAAUCCUUAAAAAUGUUGGCCGGCUGCCCCGAUGAGCUGCCCAAUCCGCACAAGAACUGCCUGCACGAGAUGCUCCAGGCGUUGAUCUGCAACGACAACGAUGUGAAGCGCUUGAACACGGAGCUAAGGAAUCUGAAUCUAGAGCUAAAGGCGGAGCUGGCCAAGAUUAACAAGGCGAACCAGAAGUGCGGGCACGAGAAGAAGGGCAAGGUAGUUUGCGAGAGCACCGAGGAUGUGACGAAAUUCGCCCAGCGGAUCAAUAGCCUGGAAGAGGUGACAGCGCACUUCACCCAGCGUAGUGAGGAGAUUCGAAAGAGGCGGGACAACAUCAUCAUCUAUGCCCGCCAGUGCCUGUAUGCCUACAACGAGGAGAAGUGCAAGUUCAAGUCGUUCCACGAGAACACGGUGGACUACAUAAAGCGGACGGCGACACUCUCCCAGGAUGCGGAGGUUAUCCGGGCAUGCGGAAAGGAGGUGUGCGAGCUGCAUAAGCGCUUCGUGCGUGAGGUGGCCAAGCUGAAGAGCUGCGAGGCGGAGCUGCUGCCCUUUUUCAAACUGCUCAAGGAUUCCGAUCCGAAGACCUACUGCGAGUGCUGCUGUUUCAAGGGAUACGACUGGAUGCCCAAGAGCAAGAAUCUGGAGGCCGUGGAUGCAAUGGCUGGCGAGAUCAAGGAACAGAUGGGCGACGUACUGGUCAGGGCCUUCGCUCAACUGCACAUUCAUUCGCCGCAGGAUCCACGCGCCUUUAUUGCCGCCUAUCUGAUGAAUCUUGAUCGUAACGAGCAGGAAAUGAAGGAGAAGCUCGUGAUUUUCCAAGCAGAUCCAGCAGUGCAACCCCAGGAGCUUUCGGAUCCCACAUUCAAUUGCGAGGAUAUUUGUCCGAAGCCUGAAUGAUAUCAUUAUUAAUCCACGAUUGUAUUCGAAUAAUAACUUUAAAUUGGCGAGCU
Messenger RNA from Drosophila melanogaster (fruit fly), 987 nucleotides. RefSeq lists its product as uncharacterized. Lineage: Eukaryota; Metazoa; Arthropoda; Insecta; Diptera; Drosophilidae. The coding region runs from base 53 to 934 and encodes 293 amino acids. The record is from RefSeq and is marked reviewed. The transcript has a single exon.